Molecule: messenger RNA, 2079 nt
Organism: Fukomys damarensis (Damara mole-rat)
Lineage: Eukaryota; Metazoa; Chordata; Mammalia; Rodentia; Bathyergidae
Gene: Gabpb1
Product: GA binding protein transcription factor subunit beta 1
Exons: 9
Coding region: 39-1262 (407 amino acids)
Biological process (GO): positive regulation of transcription by RNA polymerase II
Cellular component (GO): nucleus
Molecular function (GO): protein binding; transcription cis-regulatory region binding
Source: RefSeq, a predicted model, not a curated record
UUCGCUGAUUUAGGACCCAAGAAGAGGAAAGGUUAAAAAUGUGGAUCUUAUCUUCAGAUCAAAACUACUGUUCUUUGAUGUCCCUGGUAGAUUUGGGAAAGAAGCUGUUAGAAGCGGCACGUGCAGGUCAAGACGAUGAAGUUCGUAUUUUGAUGGCAAAUGGAGCUCCUUUCACUACAGACUGGCUGGGAACCUCUCCACUGCACCUGGCAGCGCAGUAUGGUCACUACUCCACCACAGAGGUGCUGCUCCGGGCCGGCGUGAGCAGGGAUGCCAGGACCAAGGUGGACCGGACGCCGCUGCACAUGGCGGCCUCCGAGGGCCACGCCAGCAUCGUAGAGGUCCUGCUUAAGCACGGCGCCGACGUCAACGCAAAGGACAUGUUGAAGAUGACAGCGCUGCACUGGGCCACGGAGCACAACCAUCAGGAAGUGGUGGAGCUUUUAAUCAAAUACGGUGCUGACGUACACACACAGAGCAAGUUCUGUAAAACUGCUUUCGACAUUUCAAUAGACAAUGGAAAUGAAGAUUUAGCAGAGAUACUACAGAUUGCUAUGCAGAAUCAAAUUAACACCAACCCAGAGAGCCCCGACACUGUGACGAUACACGCCGCGACCCCGCAGUUCAUCAUCGGACCUGGAGGGGUGGUGAACCUAACAGGUCUGGUAUCUUCAGAAAAUUCAUCCAAGGCAACAGAUGAAACGGGUGUGUCUGCUGUCCAGUUUGGAAACUCCUCUACGUCAGUAUUAGCUACAUUAGCUGCCUUAGCUGAAGCUUCUGCUCCAUUGUCCAAUUCUUCAGAAACUCCAGUGGCCACGGAGGAGGUGGUUACGGCAGAGUCCGUGGAUGGUGCAAUUCAGCAAGUAGUCAGCUCAGGGGGUCAGCAGGUCAUCACCAUAGUUACAGAUGGGAUCCAGCUCGGAAACUUGCACUCUAUUCCCACCAGUGGGAUAGGUCAGCCCAUCAUUGUGACCAUGCCAGACGGACAGCAAGUGUUAACAGUGCCCGCGACAGACAUCGCUGAAGAAACUGUUAUAAGUGAAGAGCCACCAGCUAAGAGACAAUGUAUUGAAAUAAUUGAAAACCGGGUGGAAUCUGCAGAAAUAGAAGAGAGAGAAGCUCUUCAGAAACAGCUGGAUGAAGCAAAUCGAGAAGCACAGAAAUACCGGCAGCAGCUUCUUAAGAAGGAGCAGGAAGCAGAGGCCUACAGACAGAAGCUAGAGGCUAUGACCCGUCUUCAGACUAACAAAGAAGCCGUCUGAUGAAACAGACACGAGUUUGAUUUCCCUCUUGGUCAAGACAGAACGCAGUCUCAAACUGUACGCAACACGGGUGCAGCCGUGGGAGUGCAGGAGAGGAGGCUGCCCAGUGACAACUGGACCGAAGCUAGGAGCUUGGAAUUCUUGUAACAUAAAACUUUAGAAGUUGUGAGAUGUAUUUAAAGCUGAAUUCUGUAAAUAGUUUGUUUUUUUACAGUUCCAAAUGAGUUCAUAAAGAUUGUUGAUGAGAUCCGAAACCACAAUAAGCUGCUGCUAUUGUGAAUCCUUUUUGGUUUUAGUAUGAACAUCAGCUUCUCAGAAACAGAACAGUUGUAAGGGUGACUGUUGUUGGUUAGACCAAAUGUUGUGUGAUAAUUAUGGUGGACUGAUGCUGGAAUCACUCAUGGAGGUAGAAACUUCUUUAUGGAGAGAAGAUUUCUUCCAGGAAAUCUUUGUACAGCUUUAAGUUGUCUCAGAUUCUCUUGAAAACUUUUUAGAAAGCAAAACUUUUAUAUUUGUUCAAUUUCAGCUAUACCCAAGUAGAUUUACAUGUAUAUGAAGCAAAUAUUUUUUAAGCCUUCUGUUUGUACAUAUUCUGCAUGUUUUAUAAUUUCAAAAUGCAUCACUUGCAUACAUAUUUUUCCCACAAAGAUGAUGAACGUUAGAAGGAAAAACCCUUUUAUCCUGUAAGUCAUUGGAACUAAGUAAGCUGGCAGCUGGUUUUACUGAACGACAGUGUUCUUGGAAGGAGCAGCUUACAAGAGAAGUUGAAUUUACAAAGUCUGCAAAAUCUAUGCUUUUUGGAAAAUUUCAUUGUGGG